CAUAAGAAGGUUAUCCUUAUUGAAUAGCUGUUGAUUUCCAGGAGGUAUCUUUAAUAUUCCUAAAAAUGAAAAUAAAGUACUUAAUUUUGCAGAAAAACUGUUUUUGAUAAAUAUAAAGAUAUCAAAAGGUGAUAUAAAUCAAAUUAGGUGUAAGCAUGAUUAUGAAAUCCAGCCUUAAUUAACAACUUGAGUGUUGACACAGUAUAAGCAAUUACUUUUAAAGAAGAAAAGAAAACCACACAAUUCACCUUCGAUAAUUUUCUUUAACUCGAGAACAGUUGUAUUUUCCUUAGCAUCCGUAAAUAUUGUCAUUUUCUUUCGCCGUAUCAUUAAAAAAACAUCCUGAAAUGACAAACAUAAAGAGGUUAGAGUUAGGAUCCUUGAUAUAUGUUUUCGGUUUUAAAGGAAUUGACAAUUGACUCACCAUGAUUUAAAAUUAAAAUAAUUCUAAUUCGCCGGCGAAUCCAAAUUGUAAUAUUCUGUUUUGAAUAUCACAGAAGAUUCAGGUUAUGGGCGAAAACUGAAAGUCCUCCCCAAAGCAUACAAAUUUUGUGGAUCACGCUCACGGAACAUAAAAAGAAUAUAGGUAAAAAAACAAAGAUGGAUCAUGAAGACGAAUUUUUAAAUUCAUUUUUUACUCAGGUUACUCAACUAUGUUUUGACAAGGCCAAAGAAUCAGUAGAAAAAGAAAGAGAAUCAUGCAGAUCAACACAGAUGGGACCAUGGGGUAUGUUGCUUAUGCAUCUGCCUCAAAUUGCCAUGGCUGAACGUUCUUAUGCAGAUUUAGGAUUUCUUCAUACCAAAAAUAAAGGAUUUCUUCGAAAAGAUAAUUCUUUAAAAACAAUGUACGAAUCAUUGAAAGCUGAUUUAAAAAGGGUUGAAGAAAUGACACGAGGAACAAAUGCGGUAGGGGCUACAGUUGCUGAAAUCUCAUACCAUCUGUGUCAAUUUAUAACAGCACGGAUUCAGCUGAUUGAUUUUUAUGAAAAAAUGUACCAUAUGAGUAUUAGCAGUAAGGUGAUGCGCCACCAAGAGUUAUUAUUGUCCAUAGAAGGUAUUAUUGAGUCCCAUCAACUCUCUUGUUCCUAUUUGGCAUUAAAUACAAUUAAAGCUGCUUUAACGUUAGAAUGUGAAAUAUUAAUGCAAUUAAUAAAAGCAUAUAUUGAAGUACAGAACUGGAGGUUUUUACCAUCUCUCAUGGCUUUGUAUGGAGCCCAAGUACGAAUGUCAGCAUGGGAACGAACAUUGCAAAAUAGAGAAACUUGGAAACUUGGAUUUGGUGCAACAUUUCUAAAGGCUAAUCAACAGCCUGCAUUGUACCAGUGGUUAGUAAAACUAAGAGCUGCUGUUCUAGCUAAGUUUUCUUUUUACUUUCAUACCACUUUAAGUCAACAAGCAAGUUCUGGUGAAAUGAGAAGUAUCAUGAGUAAACAGGCUACAGAUUAUUACCAUAAGUUACAAAGUUUUCAAAAGAAACACGAUAUUCUAGCCGUGGUACUUGUUUUUGAUACAAGAGGCAUGCAAGAUUCUGGUCCAGGAUACAGACAUCCAAAUAGAGAAAUAGACAAUACAGAAGAUUUUUUAAUGGCUGUGAGCGUUCCACAAACUUUCUCCCAGAAACCAUUUGUUCACUGGGAUAAUAUUAAGAAAAGUAUAAAGGAACGUUAUGCUGAUCUCAUAGUGAUGGAUAAAAUAAUAUUCAACAGAGAUCAAAGUGAUUUUUGGAUAUACGCAAUGUACAACGUCGACCCACGAAUGACAUUUAUCGUAGCUUAUGAAAGUUGCAGUAAACAAAAAGAUAAGGAUGCACAUGUAACUACUUUUAUAACAGAUAUGUGUUUGCAAAUGAGAUGUAACAAAGUCUUUGAAAGUUUGAAAUUAGCUAAAUAACAUUUUUCAAUUGAAUCUAAAAAGUCAAUUAAAAGAUAAUACAUUUUUUAUAAGACUUGUUAUCUUGUUCUAAAACAAAGUUUUAAUAAAGAUUCAUUUAUG
This is a messenger RNA of Nasonia vitripennis (jewel wasp), 1992 nucleotides long. RefSeq names its product KICSTOR complex protein C12orf66 homolog. The transcript is spliced from 10 exons. Gene Ontology annotation, cellular component: KICSTOR complex. Gene Ontology annotation, biological process: cellular response to amino acid starvation; negative regulation of TORC1 signaling; cellular response to glucose starvation. The record is from RefSeq and is a predicted model, not a curated record. Bases 601 to 1890 code for a protein of 429 amino acids. NCBI's taxonomy places the organism in Eukaryota, Metazoa, Arthropoda, Insecta, Hymenoptera, Pteromalidae.